Molecule: messenger RNA, 6290 nt
Organism: Lineus longissimus
Lineage: Eukaryota; Metazoa; Nemertea; Pilidiophora; Heteronemertea; Lineidae
Product: centrosomal protein of 112 kDa-like
Exons: 10
Coding region: 70-2229 (719 amino acids)
Source: RefSeq, a predicted model, not a curated record
GUCAUUAUUUUAUGACUACAGUAUUUGUUGGACGUUUUCGCGAUAGACUGAGCACUCUGAGUAGGAAGGAUGCAUUGGCCCUUUGGAUCAGACCCUGAGAAGAAGCGAGAAGAACUCCGGACCAAACGAGCAAAUCGGAUAAGUGAGAAUGAAACGACGCUGAGAGAUAUAAAGAAACGAUACAAAAAAGCAGAAGAUACACUGAAUACGUUUCAAGAGAAAUGGAAUAACGUGGACCAGUCAAUCGACGAACUGGAGCGCGAGAAAAAUGAUUAUGACUACCAGAUUGAACAAUGCGGGGAAGCCGACCAUGGUGAUCAGAUGGAGGUUGAGCAGACACCCACCACCAAAGAACGCUUGUACCUCGAAGAUCUCACUACCUUGCGGAAACAUGAAGCUGCAAAAGAUAAUAUGACCAUUCAGUUAAAACAUGCGAAGGACAUUAACGAAGAGGCAGAAAGGAAGUACCAUUUUGCCCUUGAAUCGACAACUGAAAGUGUAAUUGAAGCUAGGAGGGAAAAGACCGCAGCGUUUUCGGCCUUAUUUGACCUUCAGGCAAAUAUACAAAUGGUGGAGUAUAACACAAAAACUGUCAAAGAUCGAAUAGAAGAGUAUGAAAUCGAAAAUCGUGUUCAGGGCCAGAAGCCGACCGCUUCCAGGAAGCUGCUGAUACAACUAAAGGAAGAAAAUGAACAGAAGAUUACGACUGCUCGUUCGGACAGAACGAAGUUGUAUAAGGACCUCGAGGAUGCCAAGAAGGAGGAAAAUGCCAUAAGGAAGGAGAAGGAAGACUUUGAAAGUAUUGUGAAACAAAUGGAACAGAUGGACAAUGAUCAACAUGCCAGUGUGACGGUUUGCGUCCAAGAGGGACUUCUUGAUUCCCAGUUUAAUACUCUGAAAGACAACUACAUCAUCAAAGGGACCAUUCCACGCAAUAAGCUUCAUGACCUCACGACCUUUAGUAAACUCUGGAUCGUUUUAGAAAGCAAAGGAUAUAUUUCGGUCGGAGAUUAUCAACAACUGCGCAAGGACCUUCAGAAGAUGAGCCUUAAAACACUCGCUUCCGCAGUCGAAAAACUAGAAGACGAGCUUCUAAAGGAAUAUGAAACAGGAAGAGUGGCUCUUACACAGCUUCACGAUGCAAAGUACGACACUCACACCAAGUUACUGAACAAGCGUUUCGAGACUGUCUAUCCGAAUGCGAAGCAGUACGAUACGCCUGGGGAACCCUGCAGAUUUUACAGAGCUUGCCUCACUGUCAUUUGCGACUUUCAGAAUAACCUUGAUGACAAAUCUGAGAGUUCCAAGGGUGUUCACAAAUUCCUCAAGGAGAAACUUGACCGUAGAGAGAUCAGUGUAGCAGCAGAAAAACACGUCAGCGAAUACUACAGCAUGAAAAAUAAAGUUGCUAAUGCUGAACUACAGCUGGGUAAUGCAAAGGCGGGCACACAUGAUAAGGAAAAAGAAAUGAAAACACUUAAAACCACGCACGAGAAAGAAAUCAAGAAACUGAAAGAUGAUUUGAAAAACAUGGGUGAUUCCUGGAGGAAGGAUAAUGACAAAUUUGAAAAGAUUCAUAAAAAGAUGCAGAAGAAACUCAAUGACCACGAGAAGGAUUCAAGUGGCCUGCAGCAGGAACUGACUGCGGCGAACAAUAGGAUGGAAUGUUUGCUUGCCGAGAAGAGGAACUCGGACGAGAAGUUUCAGGAGUUUCAGAAGCUUCAGGCGAAGAUCAUGGAGGACCUCGGUCGGGAAGAGGAAGCGAGGAUCGAAGAGGUAGAGAGUUUCAAGGACAAGAUACGUAAUGAUGAGAUCAGCGCGGUCAGGCAGAAGAUGAAGGCCAUGGAAGAAAAACACAAGAAAGAACUGGACGAAGAACGACAGAAGGUGGACAAAGAUAUGAAAGCUAUGGAGGAGAUAUUUGAAGAUUACGAGAAAGCGCUGAUCGAGUCUCGAACAUCUGCGAUGGCGACCGAGACGAAGUUGCGAGGAGAGUUGAACGGGAAGCUCCUGGCGCUCGAGAAAGAUUAUGGCGAAGAUAUGGUUGAAUGGGAUGAGGAACGGAUGGAACUCAAGAAGCAGCUCCUCGAGGCGAACAUCAUGCAGGCGAUUGCUAGUCAAAGGAUGAGUGACAUGGAGACGAAGAUACGACGCCUUGAGUUUAAGCUAGAGCAGGCCAAUGAAAGGAUAGAAAUUCUUCUGAAUGGAAUCGAAGAGCAAUCAGAUUAACGUUCUGCAGAAGUUCCUCUGGCACUGUGUGGCAAUAGUGGGCCUAGCUUGGUUACUGGCCAGAUUUGAGUACUCUGCGGGUUUCACCGAUCUAAAAUCGUUUCUUAAUAAUUAGUUUGUCCGUGACUGGGCAUUCAGCUAUGUUUGGCCAUCACGGACAUGUCCGUGCCUGGGCUUCAAAGUGUUAAAGACAAAAGCCCCACAAGACACAUUAUUGUCGUUAGGUGCCUUUCUUCAUGUCUUGUUUUUUAAGACCAAGGUCACGACGUACAUUGUAAUGUUUCAGCUUGACCUUUCUGUCAAUUUUCGAGUAAUUAAUGAAGUGGUGGUUAAUUUCAAAACAUUUCUGAACUGAGAAAGAAAGGUUUUGUUUUGUGGCAUUGUGUCGAACUUCGACUAAAUGCCAAUUACUAUAAAUGGGAUAUUGGUGAACUAUCGUACUUGUGGACCUCUUCAAUGGUUAGAACAACGCACGUUUACGUAACCUUUUAGUUGAGAUGAGUUCCGGGGUCGGUGUCUUUCGCGGCGCCGUUGGAAUCUUACACAUUUCACAACGACGAAAGAAAAUGACCAUUUUCCGAUAAUUUCCCAACAAGCAUUGAAAAUACCAUUAGUGUGUAUAAUUUGGCGACUAACAUUACGGUAUGUCUUAGUGUUCAAGACAUCAUUGUUUCGUAUUUUAUGCAUACUCGAGAUUUAAAUACUAUUAGGCCUAUGCGUUUUUCCAGGCCUACCCGAUAUAACGCGUUUUGCAGUCUUUUCAGUGUAGAGACUUUUGAACAGAAAAAAACAACCUUUAAACAAGUCAAUCAAUAUGGGCAGAGACCUGUAUUCAUCCACGACCGGAGUCACAUAGAGCUUAUCAAAAUGUCAAGUUGUGGUAAAUACAUGGCUGGGAUGGACCAAAGUGGAAUUAAUUCUCAAUCUGUGGUUGAUUCUUAAUCUAAAGAGUCAGGCCAUCACAGAAAUAUGCUUUUUGAUAAUAUAUUUAAGAAAAUGUGGUCUCACUGGUCAGUUUAGAACUUGUACUUUGACAGGGCCAUAUCAAUGCGCUAGUGACGUUUUGAUGGAUGAUAUGGUGUACGGAAAUCUUUUUUUCUCAGGCAAUCGGUAUUGGAAUUUUUUUAAACUUUAUUAUGCUAUUGGCAAAGGGUUCUUCUUGACACAUAUAAAAUUUUGUGCAGAUUGAUUGGUCCAAUGAGUACUUUUUUUACCAAAACCUAUGCACAACAAUGUACACGUAAUGUACACAUGUUUUAAUAGAGGACUCUUGCCUAGUAAUCAAUAAUCAAAUAACAGCUUUCUUUGUGCAUUCAUACUAAUCGAUCAGUACAAUUUUUCGAUUAUUUACUGCUACACUUCCAGUAGCAGUUCAUUUAAAUGGUUGCUUAGUUACUUUCAGAAAGGCAGUCAGUGAAUAAAAUCAACAAUACUGCUUUAGAGAUUCGGCUAUACCUUCACAAAUUAUAUCUUCGAGGGUCCCGCAUAAUUUUGGACGGUCCCUCAUCUAGUUGACAAGUGAUAUAUAUAAUAUUACCAAGGGUCCGCUCUUCACUUUGAUGGGUAAAAACACACGUUUCGGGAUUACGAAAGAUCUCCUUCUCGGUGGGUAUGUUCACUGUGCCUUGUGAUACAGAAACCCUCUUUUUUACAGAAUGUCUAAUGCACAUGACAUGAUACAUGAUAUUGCUGCUAGCUGCAAUGGCGAAUAUAGAAGCCAAUGUGGUCAGCAGUGGCGCCAGCAUUGCAAUCUCGUCUUCUUGGCUGGUAAUUGUUGGUUCAGUUGCGGCUGUCACCGGCAGGAUUUUGAAUGCAACAACCCAACAACAACAACAACCAAGUUUUCUCAGUUGAACGUGAAUGCGGUCUACCUUUCACGCUACACCAGAGUCUUUCAAAUAAAUGUAUUUGAAAGACUCCGGCUUCACUUGAUGUGAUUGGAACGACAGGAAGGUCGGUGUAAGUGCACGGCCCUGGUUUACAUCGACUUGUAUUCCCAGGGGUCAAGGCGCUACCCGACUUCCGGAGCGGCCAUUGUAAAUUGCUAAUCCAGUAGUCCCCUGAUGAAGAGGUUCGGUUUACAUACAUGAUUCAAGUUGUACACUCGUCGUUCACGAGUCACUUUUUACUAGUCACAAGCAUUUUUGUUAACUGAUUUAGCCUUGAAAAAAAUAAGACGACACGACUUGAUGGAAAAAGUGACACCGUGAAUCACAUGUAGCCCGCACUUUUGAAAGGGCUUGUUCGCUCUCCAUUGUAAUGAAUGGCGAGUGAAAAUUGACGUCGGUGUUACACAUGACAGCGUGAACUCUAUAGUUGGAGUUCCACUACUGCUUUAAAACCCGUGUUUAUUAGAUACGGUGUCUGUCCGUGUAUAAAUAGACCCGGACAUAUUUUGUUCCGCGUUUCAAUUACAGGACAACAAGGUUAGUUGAUACGGCGACAGAUGGCAGCACGUGAGUCGCUCUCCAAUGUUUGAUUUUCAUGGAGGUAAGGAAUCACUGUCAUUGAUCAGCUCGAAUUCCACCGUGCAAUCGACAGUACAGCUGCCUACCACCGUACAAAAAAACAACAAUUAUAUCCGGCCCUUUUCUUGUUCCAUUACAGGAACACCGGGUCUAUUAACACCGAGCUUCAGACACGGUGCUGAUACGGCGAUGCUCUCCGUAUCUAAUAGACCCGGUGUUAUUCAUGUCCGUGUUUAUUAGACACGGUGUUCCUGUAAUGCAACAAAAAUAGAGCCGGACAGACACCGAACAUUUCUGUAGUGGAGCUCCAACUUAUGUAAACCUAGCCUUGAGAGUUGGGGAGUAUAGCCCCUGGCAUUGUUUUCUAUCAUAGUCUCGGGAAUGUGAAUGCAAACCAAUGGUGGGGUUACAUUGUAUCUUUAUCCCCUCUUUAACUUACACCGUACGUUGAUAUACAGUGUCCAUUGUAAAUAGUUUUGCUACAUGCACAGUGGAACCUUCCUGAGCGGACACGACUGUUAACAAUACACCCUCUCGAUCAAGGACACUGAUUUUGGUCCCAAGUGAGUCGUUUCCAUUCAAUUUGACCUCAGAACACCUCUUAAAUAAGGACAGCCUUUUUCGGUCCCGAAGGGUGUCUUUCUAUAGACGUUCUACUGUAUCUGAAAAUAGAAUUAGCUGCUCAAAGAAUGUUCAUCAUUUUGUCAAUGUGGCGAGCGACAGACAAUUUAAUCGUAGUUACUGUUAUCUUAUCAUAUACUGAAAUCAUUGAAACAACCCUGUGACAAUGUAUGAGGUUUGCUACCUGGAAUGCGAAGGGCAAUACAGAAUUAGAUUACCAAUCGUGAUGUUCGAUAAAAAACUAUUUUGUCGAGGUUAGCCUUGAUUUUAGCCUAGUAGCUUUACUCCUAAAUCGGCGAUGGUUUGUCUCACUUAGUCGGGUGAGCUGCCAAAUUUCGAAGCUGAUGUGAUACCGCUUUUGUGAAAGCCACAUGUUGUCAUAUGCGUCAGAUGAAGUCGAAUAUGUAUGUUUCUACUGUAGUAUAUCACAAUGCAGGUAGCCGACUUGCGAUGUACUCCUCGAUUCUGUGUAUAAGAAAUGACGAUAUUCGGACGUCACGCAUAGAUUUAUCAGCUCUAUAUCUUGCACUUUGAAUGAGACCUGUGCAUGACUUUACGCCAAAGUUUUAGGUUUAGAGGUUUUACAGUCUUUGUGGUGUGUGUUUGUGCAAUUGUUGAAACGAGUGUAUACCAUUGAUCUAGGUACCACAAUAUUGGCUCGAACUUGAAAUCCUAAAGCAAUUCUAACUUCCUUAAACGAAGUGAAUGCCCAUUUAAAACCUGGGAGGGUGUUCUAUGGAAAACAAGGAACAGACUUCUCACCUUGAAACUGGCCCUCACUUCCAUUUAGAAGAGUUUUAAUUGCUUUAGGAUUUCAAGUCCUGGCCAAAAUGGUGAAAAUGCAUUCCUCGGCCGGUUGUGUCCCGCCUAACCAUAUCAAGUUCUCUAAUGCAUGUAUGUUGUCCUCUUAGACAUUAUGCGUUGGGUGACUCGAGAUAUUGAAUAUUCUGCUAUAGAAAAAGAUGAAUAAAC